AUGGGGCGAAUGCCUGGGGAGUGUUGGGUCACGCAACAGUGGCAUACAUCGCCCAGCAUUACCUUGCCCCAGAGACUGGCGCAGGGUCUCCUGGGCGAUUCCUCGGACGCGUACCUGGCCAACAUCGCCUCCUGGGCGGACCAGUAUCGGGCCACAGCAGCAGGCAAGUGGUCUGCGCCCUUCCACUUCAUCGAUGCGCAAGACAACCCGCCGAGCUCCUGCAACGUCGACUACGACCGCGACUGCGGCAGCUCCGGGUGCUCCAUCUCCGCCAUCGCCAACUACACGCAGCGCGUGGGCGACGGCCGCCUCAGCACCGCGCAGACGACCGAGGCGCUCAAGUUCCUGGUGCACUUCAUCGGCGACCUGACGCAGCCGCUGCACGACGAGGCGUACGAGGUCGGCGGCAACAAGAUCAAUGUCACGUUUGACGGGUACCAGGACAACCUGCACGCCGACUGGGACACGUACAUGCCGCAGAAGCUCAUCGGCGGCAAGGACCUGGCGCAUGCGCAGACCUGGGCGAACACGCUGGUGCAGGAUAUCGAGUCGGGGAGCUACAAGGCUCAGGCGCCGGACUGGAUCAAGGGCGACAAUGUUAGCGAUGUCAUCGGCACGGCUACGCGCUGGGCGACCGACGCAAACUCGUACGUCUGCUCCGUGGUCAUGCCAAACGGCGCUGCAGCCCUACAGAGCGGCGACCUGUACCCGGAUUACUACAACUCUGUGACUGCCACGAUCGAGCUGCAGAUUGCCAAGGGUGGCUACCGUCUUGGGCACUGGCUCAACACGGUCUACACGUCCAAGGUUGUCAAGAGAAGUGAGGGCCGGUUGCUGUCGGCACGGGAUACGCCGCUGCCGGACUUGACGGGUCGCGAUUUACUGCCGGAGCCGCGUCCUUUGAGUCGAGCAGAGUUAGCUAGAGCGGCCAUGUCCGGUUCAUGCUGCACUCAUUCGCAUUAG
This is a messenger RNA of Purpureocillium lilacinum, 963 nucleotides long. NCBI's taxonomy places the organism in Eukaryota, Fungi, Ascomycota, Sordariomycetes, Hypocreales, Ophiocordycipitaceae. The record is from RefSeq and is a predicted model, not a curated record.